AUGGUUGGUUGCUUAGGCAAACUUUAUGAGAGCCUCAAAAAUCUCAGUGACACAUACAUGCAACCCAAUCUUAACAAAGACUCCCUGCUGAAACCCAAGACAACAAUUUCUGGCGCUAACAUCCUUCAAUUGCCAGCCAACAAUGACUCGAAUGCGCCUAAACGGUUCUACCUCUGUGUAAAUUGCAAGCGCCAUAUUUCUGAGAGUCCUGUAACAACUUGUCCAACUUGCAUUUCACUCAAAAUAUCCGCCCAGGUGUUUUAUGUUGCUCCUCCACCAGAACCUACUGGAGUGGCGUGCGGAAAUAUUAAGGGAGGAUACGUCAAGAGUGACGUUAUGUACACGAUAAUGGAUGAUUUGGAAGUGAAGCCUAUGUUUACGGUAUCAAGUAUCACAUUGCUUAAAACGUUGAACUUUAAGACGGUUGAUACUUUUGAAGGUGGUUGA
Molecule: messenger RNA, 447 nt
Organism: Prunus armeniaca (apricot)
Lineage: Eukaryota; Viridiplantae; Streptophyta; Magnoliopsida; Rosales; Rosaceae
Source: the annotation of a GenBank genome assembly